UGCAUUUCUACUGUGAUACCUGUUCUGUCCCCAUAUGUCGGGAAUGUACCAUGGGACGACAUGUGGGUCACAGCUUUAUCUACCUCCAAGAUGCCCUCCAGGAUUCCAGGACUCUCACCAUCCAGCUCCUGGCAGAUGCUCAGCAAGGACGACAAGCUAUUCAACUGAGCAUUGAACAGGCCCAGGCUGUGGCAGAGCAGGUUGAGAUGAAAGCUAAGGUGGUACAGUCUGAAGUCAAAGCAGUGACAACAAGACAUAAGAAGGCCCUGGAAGAGCGAGAGUGUGAGCUGCUCUGGAAGGUGGAAAAGAUCCGUCAAGUCAAGGCUAAGUCGCUCUACUUGCAAGUUGAAAAGUUACGUCAGAACCUAAAUAAGCUGGACAACACUAUUAGUGCUGUCCAGCAGGUCCUGGAGGAGGGUCGUACCAUGGAUAUUCUUCUGGCUCGGGACCGCAUGCUGGCUCAGGUGCAGGAGCUGAAGAACGUGAGGGGCCUUCUCCAGCCACAGGAAGAUGACCGGAUCAUGUUUACUCCCCCUGAUCAGGCAUUGUAUAUGGCCAUUAAAUCAAUGGGCUUUGUCAGCAGUGGGGCUUUUGCUCCUCUGACCAAAGCCACUGGGGAAGGCCUCAAGCGUGCACUGCAGGGCAAGGUAGCCUCUUUCACAGUGAUAGGCUACGACCAUGAUGGUGAACCUCGCCUUUCUGGAGGCGACAUGAUCUCUGCAGUUGUGAUGGGCCCGGAUGGAAACCUGUUUGGGGCAGAUGUCAGUGAUCAGCAGAAUGGGACCUACCUGGUCAGCUACCGCCCACAGCUUGAGGGGGAGCACCUGGUGUCUGUGAUGAUGUGCAACCAACACAUCGAGAACAGCCCCUUCAAAGUCGUGGUGAAAUCCGGCCGCAGCUACAUUGGUAUUGGGCUACCUGGGCUCUCGUUCGGCAGCGAGGGAGACAGCGAUGGUAAACUCUGCCGCCCCUGGGGUGUUAGUGUAGACAAAGAAGGCUACAUCAUUGUUGCUGACCGCAGUAAUAACCGUAUACAGGUGUUCAAGCCCUGCGGGACUUUCCAUCACAAGUUUGGCACGCUGGGCUCCCGGCCUGGCCAGUUCGAUCGGCCCGCUGGUGUGGCCUGCGACAUCUCACGUAGAAUUGUUGUGGCUGACAAGGACAAUCAUCGUAUCCAAAUCUUCACGUUUGAGGGGCAAUUCAUUCUGAAAUUUGGGGAGAAAGGAACCAAGAAUGGGCAAUUCAAUUACCCAUGGGAUGUGGCUGUCAACACGGAGGGCAAAAUCCUGGUCUCCGACACAAGAAACCAUCGUGUUCAGCUGUUUGGGCCUGAUGGUGUGUUUCUGAACAAGUAUGGCUUUGAAGGGGCACUCUGGAAGCACUUUGAUUCCCCCAGAGGUGUGACUUUCAAUCACGAGGGCCACUUGGUAGUGACAGACUUCAACAACCAUCGUCUUUUGGUCAUCCAUCCAGAUUGCCAGUCAGCACGCUUUCUGGGCUCGGAGGGUACGGGGAACGGCCAGUUCCUGCGCCCACAGGGUGUGGCAGUGGAUCAAGAAGGGCGCAUCAUUGUGGCUGAUUCCAGGAACCACCGGGUGCAGAUAUUCGAGUCAAAUGGUAGCUUUUUAUGCAAGUUUGGCACUCAGGGAAGCGGCUUUGGUCAAAUGGACCGUCCUUCAGGUAUAGCCGUCACCCCUGAUGGCAUGAUUGUUGUGGUCGACUUUGGAAACAAUCGAAUUCUCGUCUUCUAAUCUGUGUUUGAAUUAGGAAGAAACUG
Struthio camelus australis is the source of this 1777-nucleotide messenger RNA. NCBI's taxonomy places the organism in Eukaryota, Metazoa, Chordata, Aves, Struthioniformes, Struthionidae. The record is from RefSeq and is a predicted model, not a curated record.